Molecule: messenger RNA, 1547 nt
Organism: Ruditapes philippinarum (Manila clam)
Lineage: Eukaryota; Metazoa; Mollusca; Bivalvia; Venerida; Veneridae
Exons: 4
Coding region: 139-1161 (340 amino acids)
Source: RefSeq, a predicted model, not a curated record
CACGAGGUGGUUGUCACGUUAGACAUGUUCAUGAAUAUCAUCAAAACUAAAGCUUGAAAAGUUUUCAAUGUAAAAUCUAGGUUUAUAAUUUCGACUAACUAGUGUCUGUGGAUAAAAAAGCAAAACUGACAAAGGAUAAUGAUUUCAGUAGAGAACUGGAAUGAGCUUGAUAUGAAAGGUUUUACUGUAGUAAAGAAUGUGCUGACUGAAGAAGAAAGCGACCAAGCGAUUGUCGAAUAUAAAACCUGGCUCAAUAGUUUCGGAAACAACAGUUACUUUCCGGAAACCUAUAAUUCAAUAAUAUGGGGAUACAAUGUUGGACAUAUGGACACCACAUGGCGUCUAAGACUUAAAGCAAAGCCGGUGUUUUCAGAGUUGUGGAAGACAGAGAAACUUUUAACAAGUUAUGAUGCUAUCGCCAUCGGUCGCCCUCCUGAAGAUGGAAUUGAAGAUUUUGAUGACCCUUCUAAACAUUGGCUUCAUGCCGAUAGUACUCCUUCCAGAGUCGGACUGCAUGCAUAUCAAGGUGCGUUGUAUUUAGAGGAACAAGAAAAAGACGACUGGACAUUCCAAGUAAUGGAAGGAUCACAUAGAAAGUUAGAAGAUUUUUUUAUAAAAUUCCCAGAGUGCGCUGAACGCGCUCGUAGGUGCGGUUGCCAUUUUGAUUUGUCAGAAAACGACGUUGAAUAUUUUAAAAAUAUCGGAUGCAGUGUUGUUCGUGUGCCUGUACCUAAAGGCGGCCUUGCUCUUUGGGACUCUAGACUAGUCCAUGCAAAUGCAAGACCUCUUAAGAACAGAAACAAUCCUGGAAGAUGGCGUUUUGCGACAUUUAUAUCAAUGACACCAGCUAUAUGGGCUAAUAAAGAAGAUAUACAGAAACAUCAGCAUAUGUACAAUACGCACGAUCUAUCUACACACUGGUCAUCACAGGGCUUUAAGUAUCAAGAUGGGUCACUGCAGAAACUGACGUCUGCUAAACCAACGCUGUCAGAAAUACGUCGUACGGAUGAAGUGUUGAAGUUAUCUGGUAUGUUACAGUACGAUUUUAACGACGGCAAACCAAAUGGAGAUGAUUUUAAGCCGGUGUGGAAGAAAUCUACAUGUGUUUCCCUGUCUGAAGAGGAGGAUUUAGAAAAGAAAUAUGCAAAUGGACAUAUCUAAUGAUCUACUGUAUCAAUUGAUCCUAUUUUUAGAUCCUUGUCAGUAAAUUGACCCGUUUUGCAAUAUAUAUACUGCUUCAUUGUACACAAAAUACAAUUUUCAUCAUCUUGAAAAUUAUAUACAGCCAUUAAAUACAGAUAUGACAAUUAUAAAAAUAAACAAAAUGUGACCUGUGACGUUACAGGUCUGACAUGUCGAUUUGGUGGUAUAUUUUUUUUAUAAAUUCUUAUAUAUAAGACAAGGAUUUUUGCAUUUUGAAUAUACUAUAUAAAUAUAUGUAUACGGAAUAUACAUAUACAUAGAGUUUGUUAUUUCUUAAACAUUAAAUGUUCCUUGUUAUAAAUGUUCCUUGUGCAGUGUUAAAAAGAUAAAAUAAUAAUGUUUAA